UCCCAGAGCUCUCGGUGUCAGUGAGUUACCUUUCAAGCUCACCUUUAUGUUUUUAAAAUCAGAGUACUGGAAAAAUGUCAAAUCAAUUGCCCUGUCUGUUUUUCUUGCUCUUAAUCACCAUUUUGUUAUUGUUGUUUGGAGGCUACUACACCUACAAGUAUAAGAAGAUAAACAUUCUGGCGAGCUGUUACCAUAUGGGCGGGAAAUGUCUGGAGCUGGAGAACUGCGAGGACCACCAGAGCAAGCUCCUGACCACUUGUGUCAACAAGCGGAAGGUGUGUUGCGUGAAAGAGACUGAGGACAAGCACUUGGAGUAUAGUGAGGAAUAUGGUGAAGUGCCAUGACCCAUGGGCUUAUAAAUUGUAUCUUUUGGAAUAAUCAAAGGAACAGCAAUUUCUUCGACGGAUAUUUCUAAAAUUAUGUUUGUUUGUCAUUUAAAUUCGGAGAAGAAAUCGCUCUCAGGCGGUCCUUUUUUUAAAUUCAAGUGUUGUUAGCGAAUUAAAAAGUCAUAGUUCUGCACGA
Messenger RNA from Drosophila kikkawai, 522 nucleotides. RefSeq lists its product as uncharacterized. Lineage: Eukaryota; Metazoa; Arthropoda; Insecta; Diptera; Drosophilidae. The record is from RefSeq and is a predicted model, not a curated record.